This is a messenger RNA of Hippocampus zosterae (dwarf seahorse), 1569 nucleotides long. Its product is annotated as gastrula zinc finger protein XlCGF57.1-like. The coding region runs from base 204 to 1442 and encodes 412 amino acids. Lineage: Eukaryota; Metazoa; Chordata; Actinopteri; Syngnathiformes; Syngnathidae. The transcript is spliced from 2 exons. The record is from RefSeq and is a predicted model, not a curated record.
AGAAGUUGUGAUUAUCGUGUGAAAUAUGUGCAAAAAGUGUGAAAGAAGAAUACAAGGAGACAUGUUUUCAAACAAAAGAGGAGAACGAGCUACAACGUCAACUACUCGACGUUGUUUUCAAGAAGACUCAAGGAGCGUUCAACACAGCCGACGUCAGUGAAAAUUAUGUUCAUUCUGAGCAGGCGGAGCCAGAACCCUCUCACAUGAAAGAGGAAGUGCAGGAAUCUGCUGUCACCGAGUUUCCCUUGAUUGUUAUUGUCAAGAGUGAAGAUGAUAAUCAAAAAGAGGAUGACGGAGACAACUUUGGAGUAUCCCUCACAGAGAGCUUCUUACCGCCACUAAGUGACAGUGAUGGCGUCACAACACGCUCUUCUGACACUGCUGAUGAUGAACACUUAAAAGAUAUGACAUGUCACACUGAUGACAAAUGCCGGAAUUGUUCUCAGUGUGGGAAAAUGUUUUCUUCAAAGUCGGGUUUGAAAGAACAUGUGAGAAUACACACUGGGGAGAAACCUUUUGCCUGCUCAGUUUGUGGUAAAACAUUUACUCAGAAGGGUCAUUUGAUGACACAUGCUCGAACUCACACCGGGGAGAAACCUUUUGCCUGCUCAGUGUGCAGUGUGAUAUAUGCUCGAAAGAUUCUUUUGACAAAUCAUAUGAGAACACACACUGGAGAGAAACCUUUUGUCUGCUUAAUUUGUGGUAAAAGCUUCUCUGUGAAAGUCAGCUUAAUAAUGCACACAAGAACACAGACUGGAGAAAAACCUUUUGUGUGCUCAGUUUGUGGGAAGAGCUUCUCUCUAAAAGCACAUUUAAGAACACACACAAGAACACACACUGGAGAGAAGCCUUUUACCUGCUCUGACUGUGGUCAAAUGUUUUCUGAAAAGGGAAACCUAAGAAGACACAGGAGAACUCACAUUGUCGACAAACCUUUUGCUUGCUCAGUUUGUGGUAAAAGAUUCACUCAGAAGGUAUAUUUGGGAACCCAUACAAGAAUCCACACUGGGGAUAAGCCGUUUGCCUGCUCAGUUUGUGAUAAAAGCUUCUCCAUUAGGAGAAGUUUAAUGAGGCACAUAAGAACACACACUGGAUUGAAACCUUUUUCCUGUUCAGUGUGCGACAAAAGCUUCUCUUUAAAAGCACAUCUAAGAACACACACAAGAACACACACAGGGGAAAAACCUUUUGCCUGUUCAGUUUGUGGUAAAAGUUUCACCCAGAAGGGAAAUUUAGAAGCACACGCAAGAACGCACACCGGAGAGAAACCUUUUUCCUGUUCAGUCUGCAGCUUAGCUUUCAUCGAUAGCACAGGACUCGUUCAACACAUGAGAACACACACCGGUGAGAAACCUUUUGCCUGCUCAGUUUGUGGUAAAAGAUUCUCCCAACGACGGACUUUGACAACACACACAAGAAUACACGAUGGUGAGCUACCAUGAUCCACAAGUGUGCUGGUGAGAAAACCGACGUAAAGAAAGCUUGAAAUAAAUUGGAAACAUUUACACGGUGGGGUGAGAUGUAAAAAAAUAUUUGUGAUGCUGAAUAAAAUGCAAGUCUCCAAACUGA